UCUCCUCCACAACACGUCGUCAAGCUCGUGAUCGUAUAUGCAUACUCUAUUUCUUAUAUUACAAAGAUGGCAAACCGGUGUUACUUUAUAGUCACUCCUGACCCUAACUGGUCGCAUGGUAUUUCUAGGGCUAACUGGGGGUGGUGAGGAUGAUGAGCAUGGCAACCCUGAGCUCUAUUUCCAUAUCAAGUUCGGCGACGGCGAGUCUUCAUACACAACGCAUAACCCAAAUUUUAUGAAGGCUGAGAACGUGCUCUCCCCGAACCCGACUCGCACCCUGCAGAUUCCUGGCACCAACGGGUGGUACAACGUGACGCGCAAGGUUGGCAAGAGUCUCGAGUUGGACUAUCUGACCAAACUCACGCCGCAGACUGGUCAGUCCUCCAACUAUUCCAUCAUGUUCCCCCUUCCUCUUUAG
This is a messenger RNA of Fusarium falciforme, 418 nucleotides long. RefSeq lists its product as hypothetical. Lineage: Eukaryota; Fungi; Ascomycota; Sordariomycetes; Hypocreales; Nectriaceae. The coding region runs from base 116 to 418 and encodes 100 amino acids. The record is from RefSeq and is a predicted model, not a curated record. The transcript is spliced from 3 exons.